ACCCUAGGGAUGAGGUGCAGUAGCGAUCUGGGCCAACGUCGUCAUCCCCUCAUUGCGAUCACCAAAUUCUUCUCGGCAGAACUACAAAUUCGAGACCGCAUCUUCAAAGAUUGUAUCACAGCACCGCGUAGUUUCUACCUUUUCCAUAAUCAGUAACUGCAACCAAAUCCACAAUGUCGAACAAGCCGCACGCCUUCAACCCGCCAGACGUUCCCGAGCCCCCACCAACCUAUUCACAAGUCUCCAUCACGCCUCUCUUGCCGACAUCGAAGCUCAUCGCACUUGCCGGCCAGGUCGGUCUGGAUGGCAAAACUCAUAAAAUAGUAGAAGGCUUCGAUGCUCAAGUCAAACUCGCCUACCAAAAUAUCCUCAACGCGCUGAAGGCAGCGGAUGCGACUCCUCGCGAUAUCAUCCAUGUGAAGCACUUCAUCGUCAAAGAUACUGGGCGUGUCGGAGUCGAGAGCGAAGAUGAAUUGACACGUGUGUGGGGCCACCAUUGGAUAGAAUUCAUGGACAAGGAAGCUGACGGCUAUCGCCCUCCGGACACAGUGCUGGGUGUUGCAGCCUUGGCAACGAAAGAGAUAUUAUAUGAAUGUGAGGUGUGGGCCAUCGUGCACAAAUAAGCAGUUGCCUAUCGAUUAGGUGCGAACCCAGUCGACAGCAAUACAACAAUCAUGUUUCGUCCUCAUUCAGUAAAAG
This is a messenger RNA of Paraphaeosphaeria sporulosa, 699 nucleotides long. RefSeq names its product YjgF-like protein. Lineage: Eukaryota; Fungi; Ascomycota; Dothideomycetes; Pleosporales; Didymosphaeriaceae. The record is from RefSeq and is a predicted model, not a curated record. Bases 174 to 623 code for a protein of 149 amino acids. The transcript is spliced from 2 exons.